This is a messenger RNA of Phlebotomus papatasi, 3333 nucleotides long. RefSeq names its product 5'-3' exoribonuclease 2 homolog (gene Rat1). Gene Ontology annotation, biological process: nuclear-transcribed mRNA catabolic process. The coding region runs from base 131 to 2944 and encodes 937 amino acids. The record is from RefSeq and is a predicted model, not a curated record. The transcript is spliced from 10 exons. Gene Ontology annotation, cellular component: nucleus. NCBI's taxonomy places the organism in Eukaryota, Metazoa, Arthropoda, Insecta, Diptera, Psychodidae. Gene Ontology annotation, molecular function: RNA binding; 5'-3' RNA exonuclease activity.
UUCCGGAAUCUGUCUGUUUUGUGUGUGGAAAAAACACACAAAAAGCCACCAAAACGAGGUAGUGAAAUUUUUAGUGAAAAACACCAAUUUUGCAAGAUAAUUACGCCAAAAUAGUACGUAAAGAUCGACAAUGGGAGUACCAGCAUUCUUCAGGUGGCUUUCGCGGAAGUAUCCGAGUGUUAUAAUUGAAUGUGUGGAGAAAAGGGUCCAAGGGGCUGAUGGAGAGGACAUCCCGGAAGAUGCAUCCCUUCCCAAUCCCAAUGGCAUCGAAUUUGACAAUUUGUACUUGGACAUGAAUGGCAUCAUCCAUCCUUGCACGCAUCCGGAAGAUAAGCCGGCACCCAAGAACGAGGAGGAGAUGAUGGUGGCGAUCUUUGAGUACAUCGAUCGGCUGUUUGCAAUUGUGAGGCCUAGGAAGUUGCUGUAUAUGGCUAUUGAUGGUGUGGCUCCGAGAGCUAAGAUGAAUCAGCAGCGUUCGAGGAGGUUUAGGGCGUCCAAGGAGGCUGCUGAGAAGGCUACAGAGAUUGCCAGGGUGCGAGAGGAGCUGAAGGCGCGUGGGGCUAUUUUGCCGCCGGAAAAGGAGAAAGGGGAGCAUUUUGACUCCAAUUGCAUCACGCCCGGAACGCCCUUUAUGGAGCGUCUGAGCAGAUGUUUGCACUACUAUGUGCACGAACGCUUGAAUAAUCAUCCGGGUUGGAGGGGUAUCAAGGUCAUCCUGUCGGAUGCCAAUGUUCCCGGCGAGGGAGAGCACAAGAUCAUGGAUUACAUCCGGCGGCAGCGUGCUCAGCCCAAUCAUGAUCCAAAUACUCAGCAUGUGCUCUGUGGAGCCGAUGCGGAUCUCAUAAUGUUGGGCCUGGCCACGCAUGAGCCCAACUUUACGAUCAUCCGGGAGGAAUUCCUGCCCAACAAGGAGCGUCCCUGUGAGGUUUGUUCCCAAUUUGGUCAUGAGCUGUCCAAGUGCGAAGGGCUCAAUGGCAGUGAAUCCAAUGAGCCUCCGCCCGUUGUCAAGGAGGUGCAGUUUAUCUUUGUGCGUCUCCCAGUUCUCAAGGAAUAUCUCGAGCGGGAACUGGAAAUGCCCAAUCUUCCCUUUGCCUAUGACUUUGACCGGGUUAUUGAUGAUUGGGUCUUUAUGUGCUUCUUCGUCGGCAAUGACUUCCUGCCGCAUCUGCCGAGUCUCGAGAUUCGCGAGAAUGCCAUCGAUCGUCUUGUGAAUUUGUACAAGAAAUGCGUCUACAGAACCGGGGGUUACCUCACAGAUUCCGGGGAUGUGAAUCUGAAGCGUGUGGAGAUGAUAAUGCAUGAUUUGGGCAUGGUGGAGGAUCAGAUCUUCAAGACGAGGCAGAGCAAGGAGCAGAUGUUCAAGAUGCGCGACAAGCAGCGUAAGAUGCAGCAGCAAGCGCCAAAUUUUGCGCAAAUGCACAAUUCGCAGUUCAAGCCGACGCCUCUCGGCAGGGGCAUUCAGCCGGCUGCCAUUCAGAAUCCUCGCCAGGAAGCUGCUAGAUUCCGGAUGAUGGCCAAUCCAUUGGAUGCCAUGGUGACUCCGGAGGAUGGUGCUCGUGGUACGAAGAGAAAGUUCGAUCAGAAUGAGUCAGAACAGCAGCCGCAGCAACAGAAAGAAGAGGAGGAGGAAGAGGAGGAACCCGUCGAUGAAGUGAGACUCUGGGAGGAUGGCUUCAAGGAUCGCUACUAUGAGUCCAAAUUUGAUGUUGUAGCCACAAAUGUUGAGUUCCGCUAUGCUGUAGCUAAGCAGUACGUUAAGGGAUUGUGCUGGGUACUUCAAUAUUACUAUCAGGGCUGUGCCUCAUGGAACUGGUACUUUCCCUACCACUAUGCCCCAUUUGCCUCAGAUUUUGUCAACAUUUCUGGGCUUUCGACGAAAUUUGAGAAAGGCACCAAACCGUUUAAACCCUUGGAACAAUUGAUGGGAGUCUUUCCGGCUGCGAGUAGUUCUCAUAUUCCUGAACCAUGGGCUGUUUUAAUGUCGGAUCCUAAAUCAACAAUAAUUGACUUCUAUCCGGAGGACUUUAAGAUUGACCUGAAUGGGAAGAAAUUUGCAUGGCAAGGUGUUGCCUUGUUACCUUUUGUCGAUGAGAAGCGCCUCUUUAAAGCACUUAAGCCAUUCUAUGACAAACUCACAGAAGCAGAAAAACGAAGAAAUUCACUGGGAUGUGAUAGAUUGUACGUGGGACCUGCAAAUGAAGGCUACAAGUUCCUCAAAGGACUCUACAGCAAUGAAGUUAAUGGGAAGGAUGGGGCUCCAGUGCUCAUUGAUGGCAUGCAGGGAACUGCCUUUCCUGCCGAGGAUGCUGUAUCCAUUGGAGGAAUGCUCAUUUCGCCUGUUUUUGGGCUUGAGCCCAUCUGUGACAAUUCUGUUAUCACGGUGAAGUACAAAGAUCCACAGUUUGCGGAUGACUACAUUUUUCCGGCCAAGAAGUUGCCAAAUGCCAAGGAUCCGCCCAGGGUGCUGAAGGGAGCAGGAGCAGGAAGUGACUACAAGCCAAUGAUUGGCUUCAACAGAAAUAUGCCCACCGCCUCUUUGUCUGGUGCUGGCCAUCGCAUGGUGAAUCACUACACCAAUGAUCGGUCAAGGGAUCAAGGACAGUAUUCAUCGUAUCCACCGCCCAAUCAAUAUCAACAGAAUCAAUCCUAUCAGCGAUCCUCCUAUUCAGAUAACAGCAGAAAUGAUGGGGUUUAUCGGUCAAAUUACAAUCGUCAGGGCCGAUUUGAGCCCUACAAUCAGCAUCAGCGACAUCAACAGUCAAACUAUUCACAUCAGCAGCACAAUCGCCCUUCAAAUGUACAACCUUGGCAAUCUCAGCAGAGGAAUCAGGAUGAUCGAUCAGCAGGACAUCGGCAAUCUCGAUUCUCAAAUUACUCACAGUCUUAUCAAGGGGGUGGUGGGGGUAGUCGUGGAAACUACCAACAAAACUACGGACGAAGAUAAAUUUUUGGUCUUUUCCUUUUUUUCUCAAAUGCGAGGGAAAGCAGAAAAAGGUAAGGAAUUUUCCACUUUUUCCCUCAUAUAAAUUUCUAUUACAAUAUUUCAAUUGGAAAUAUUUUUAAAUUUUAUUUUCCAAUAUUAUAAAAAAAAGCUCAGUUGAGCGGUUUUUUUUAAAUUUAAAUCACAAAUUUUACAAAUAAUUUUUAGAUAUCUUACCAUGAGGAUUAAUCCUGAUGGUAGCAACAAUUAUUGAAAAAAAAAUUUAGAAAGACUGUAAAUAGUCAAAUAAUAUGUAAUUUUGAAAGAUAAAAAGCUUUCAAAGUCUUUGAGAUAUUCAAGAAAAUAAUAAUAAUAAAAUUGAAAGCCUUUUUUCUAAAAGGCUUUUCUGCCAA